UAUCAUUGAGCACAGUAGUUUGAUGUAAUGGUGGAGCUGGGCGAGUCAGUCCGCCUACACGGGGCUUUGUGUUGAUGUUCAGGCGGCGCAACAGCGUUGACAGUCCGCGACCAGAGGAGCACCAGAGAACACCCUAGCAAACAGCCAACAUUGGAAAAGGAGAAAAGAGCGAGAGACUGAGGAAAGACGGUCUUUAGGGGGAUUUUGGAGCGGAGAGCUGGACUAAAUCAUGGCCACCACGACGGCUUGCACUGGCUUUACAGUACUGCGGCCAAUUAGUGAGAUUAUUGACCUGCCGCUGGACCAGGUGAACUUUGUGGCGUGCCAGCUCUUUGCAUUGGCAACGGCCUUCUGGUUCAGACUCUACCUGCACCCCAGCAAGACGAGUCCCUUCAUCCGACAUGUAGUCGCCACACUGCUGGGCUUCUAUCUGGCCCUCUUCUGCUUUGGCUGGUAUGCCUUACACUUUCUGGUACAGAGCGGCCUUGCCUACGGUGUUAUGAUUUUCACAGGAGUGGAACACAUGCACAGGUACUGCUUUGUGGUUACCCUGGGAUACCUCAGUUUCUGCCAGAUCACCAGAGUAUAUGUGUUUGACUAUGGCAUGUACUCAGCAGACUUCACAGGGCCCAUGAUGGUCAUCACACAGAAGAUCACAAGUUUGGCCUUUGAGAUUCAUGACGGUUUGACCAAAAGGGAGGAGCAUCUUAAGCCCAGUCAGAAGUAUCUUGCUGUCAGAAAGAUGCCCAGCCUGCUGGAGUAUCUGAGCUAUAACUGUAAUUUCAUGGGGAUUCUGGCUGGUCCCACCUGCUCCUACAAUGAUUACAUCGCCUUUAUAGAAGGCACAUGCUAUGAGUCCAAACCUCUGGAGUCAAAUGGCAAAGAGAAUGGCAAACUGAAGCAGAGCGACCCCUCACCUAAGAGAGAUGUGAUUCAGAAGCUAUGCACGUGCGCUCUGUCCCUGAUGGUUUAUCUGGUGAUAUACACCGCCUGUCCCACUGAGCGUGUCAUCAAUGACUCCUUCAUGGCCUCUAACCCCUUCUACAUCCAGGUCCUGUACCUCUACAUCUCCAUGCUGUCAUUACGCCCCAAGUACUACUUUGUGUGGACGUUAGCUGAUGCCAUCCAUAAUGCAGCUGGUUUUGGGUUUAAUGGCUAUAACACAGACGGCACCCCAAAAUGGGACAGAAUAUCAAACUUAAGAAUACUGGACAUUGAGUUUGCCACCAGUUUCAAGAUGUUCCUGGAUAACUGGAACAUUCAGACAGCCCUUUGGUUAAAAAGGGUGUGUUACGAGCGCUGCCCGUACAAUCCGACAGCGGCCACGUUCCUGCUUUCUGCCGUAUGGCACGGGGUGUACCCGGGGUAUUACCUGACUUUCAUCACGGGUAUUGUCAUGACAAUGGCAACACGAGCAGUCAGGCACAAUGUAAGGCAGCACUUCCUGAACUCAGCCACACUUAAGCUCAUCUACGAUGUGAUCACGUGGUUCAGCACUCAGAUCGCCAUUUGCUACACUGUCGUGCCAUUUGUACUCCUGGCAGUGGGGCCUUCUGUCAAGUUUUAUAGAUCGUGGUACUGCUGCAUUCACCUGAUCUGUUUUUUGCUGGUGCUGGUUUUACCCGUCAAGUCCAGACGCUCGUGCACAAAACAAGAGGAGCAUCAGAGCAGCAUCCAGGCCAGCGAACACAACUGCCUCUCCUCUCCAGACAACAACUUCAACCAGAAACAGAAAGCCACGUGAGGACAGGGAAAGCCGCUCGCACGUGCACUGUGUUGCGGGGAACUUUUACAUCCAUACUGAGAGACACAGAGCGGCUGUGACAAUAACUGAACUAAACUCUGGCAACAACACCAGAAGAAGAAUAGAGACACCAAACCCAAUCACCUCGUCCAGACGGUCAUGCUUCGGUUUUAAACAGGAACAGGAUCUUUGUAGGAUUUUAUGAAAUUGAAGGUUGAAAUUUUGGGAUUUGGAUGACUUAAGCAGUGAAUAAUUGACUUACACGUAGGUUAAUCUGAAGUUGCCUUAAACUCUUUAUAUAUUUGUGUUACACGGGAAUGGACCAGGGGUUGUUGGUUUAUAGUUUGGCUGUGUUAGUUUAGCAAGUGUAGCACUGGAAUCAGCCUUCACGGUACCUAGAAGGUUCCUGCCAUUAUCAGUUAAACAAAGUAACCUCUUUUUCAGUUCCUCUAAAAGAAAAUAUCUGGUAAGAGAGGGGAAAAGUCAAAUUGUAUGUUGCCAAACUCACAGGCCUUCAUAUCCUAUCUGUUGCCAUAGAUUGAGUUUUAUUGUUUUUUCUCCCUGGUUUUCGUUUUGCUUUUUAAUCAGCUGGUUUCUCAGGCCUGCCAGCCUUGGUUAAUCUUAAAGGGAGUGUGUUCAUUUAAAAAUCCUUUCUAUAAUAUUUUUUUAUAAUAAUUUGUAUUAAGGGCUUUAGGUUUGAUAAAUGGUUGUAUUUAUGACAUUUUUUUAUGGAUUGUGGGUUUCAUCAGGGCUUCACAGGAUAUUUCUCUGUGAUCUAGAGAAGACAAUAGACCAUUCAAUGUUACUUAAUAUCACAGCUUGUUUGUUAUUAUAACCUGUAUUUUUAUGUUACACACAUGUAUGGUAAGUGAAAAAAAACCGUAUUACAUCGUUUCAUAAGUGCAUGUUAAGAUCACAUUAUUUUUUUACAAACAGUGCUUUUUUCACAUGAACACAAGUCAUCUUUUUGUGUUUUGUACAUUCAGUAUGCAUAGACUUUUAUUUAAUAUCGACACAUCUCUUGGGCCCUAAUGAAACCUGCAAAAGUCUUUGUAAACAAAGUUGAUUUACAUUUAGUACAGUAUCAUGAUGUUUCUUGAAAUUUGAUCCUCUAAAAGUUGUCAAAACGUUUUGGUCAUACGAUUCAAGCUUUGGGAAUGUCAGACUUCAUAUCAUUUUAUUUAUCAAGUUUUACCCCCUUUAAAAGGUAACUCAGCACAUCGGGUGAGGAAAAAGUAGGUGUUAGCAUUUACCAAAGUGAGUUAUUAUUUAUGAAUUUAGGAAUAAAAAAGAAAUUCCUUUAAGAGAAUUUAAGGGAUAGGUUAAAGGAAUACCCAAAAAUGAAAAUUCUGUCAUCAUUUACUCACCCUCUUGUAAUUUCAAACCUGUAUGACUUUCUUCUUCUGCAGAACACAGAUAUUUUGAAGAAUGUUGGUAACCAAAAACCGUUGGCCCCCAUUGAUAUUGGUUUGUGUCCAUACAAUAGAAGUCAAGGGGGACCAACAUUUUUGGUUACCAACAUUCUUCAAAAUAUCUUCUUUGGUGUUCUGCAAAAGAAAGUCAUACAGGUUUAAAAUGACAAGAGGGUGAGUAAAAGAUGAAAGAAUUUCCAUUUUUAUUUGAACAAUCUCUUUAAGUAAAAACACAUGAGCAGGUCCAUAAACAAAGUCAGGUUGAGGAUAAUAUUCUUUGGCGAUAGAGAACCAGUCCCCUGUGGUUUCAUAAGCACACUUCUUUAAAAUUUUUGGAUUAACAAAACACAAAGCACCAGAGUAUUACAGCCCGAAACUAUUUCAGCGAUUGCGAAACCAAUAGAAAGCCAAUGGAAAACUGUUUUUGACAUUCUACUGUACAGUAUGGUUUUACAUAGCUGAAAAGGAUUGUGCUAAAUGAAGAGUCCUGCUUAAUAGCCCAAUAAUUUACAGUUUGUCUUGAUUGAUUUAACUGCCCGAACGGAAAAUGUUCCUCUGUACCCAAUGUACUAACAUAACCAGCACCUCAAUGCAAAACUUAAAAAGUGCCAAAUCGCUUGAGGUGCACAAGCUGUACUAUGUACAGGCUUACAAUAGGACGAGAGGUUUCUACUCAAGAUCUUUCUGGAUUUAUUUGGUCUCAAAAGAAUAAUUUCAGCUCUCUCCCAUUUUGCACUUUUAGUAGGAAUGAGUCGGGAUAGAAAAACUGUAGUAGAAAAACUGCCAGAGCAAUGCAAGAAACUUCUGAGACCAGUGAUUACUAGAAAUGAAAUGCUUGAAUUUUCACACUAUUUUGCUUUCAGUGUAGUAGCUUUUUUCCUAAAGGCAAGAAAAAUCAAGACGACCUCCAGUGUUAUCGGUUUAUUUGGUAAACAUGCUUUAUUCAAAAUAGAUACAUGCUGAGAUCAGCUGCAUACAGCAUAUCCUCCAUUUGACAAAGCCCACAUAAUAAUAAUAAACAUAAAUCUGCUUCAUUAAUCUGUUAAAAUUCUGUUACAUGUUGCUCAUCGAUUUUCGCACCACCUCCAACUACUGAUACUGCAAAGAAUGACCCAAAGCUAUGUGAAAAUGCUACUGUAAUUCCUCUUUAUUGUGACUGUUAUCUAUCGGACGCUUGAGCUGAUUUGUCUUUUGCAUUGUAUUGUUGGUCUUUAAAAUGCUGCUGAAAGUGAUUUGUGACCCACAUAACAUUCAAACCCGCCCCAACUGACUGCUAAAGAUUUGCAGUUAUUGCACAGAAUCUUUUUUACUUUAAUUCCGACUUUUUGUGACAUUGCUUUACCUGGCAGUGCACAGGAAAACAUGGAUAUUUAUAAAAUGUAAUAAGGCUCUUGAGAUAUACCGGAAAGUAAUAUCUAUUGAACCUGUUUCGACGUAAAUCAAUUUACCAGUAAAAAAUCCACUAUUUUCCAAAACUUGUAAGACGUUUACUGUUAAAUGCAUUUGCAUUGAAAACUGUUCAGAGGGGAACAAACACUGUCUGUCAAAUGUUUCAUUUUCUGUUUUUCUUUAUAAUUAGUGUAAUAAUGAUUAAUUGAGAUGUGUUUGAUAAAAAUUGUUUUGAUAAACUGAUGCUCUGAGGCCUUUUGCACAAAGCUAGAUGAACAAACUCCGGGUUGCAGAGUAAGUUUCGGGUUGACAAAACAGACAAACCCAACCUGGUUUAGAUCAGGUUCCUCUGUUGAACAAUGCUUGGUAUAAACGUUCUCGGUCAACUCAGGUUUGAUCCAGAGUUUGUGAGGCGCGUGCUCCUGAAAAUGUGAUGCGUGCGGAAAACAGCCAAUCACACGGAAUACAGAAAGCAUGCAUCAUCAGUUUUGAUUGACUUCUCGCGAGUAUCAGCGCAAUUCACUUUUCCGUUGAAGAUCGAAAAUUAUGAAAGAAAUCUCUUGAAUUAAAACACAUUUACCAGGCAGGAAUAAACACUGCUGCAGUGAAAGUUUGAGAAGUCAACUACUGGCUGUAUCAAUGCAAGUGAAUCAACUGAAUUAAAAAUUUUAUAUAUGGUUUACAAAAAAAUGAAAACGUGUGCUUCAUUACUUUCAAAAGCUUUAAAUACUGAAGCUUGUAUUUAUACAUACAGUAUAUUGUAGGGCUGUAACAAUAUUAUCGAUAUCGUGUUUUCGCAAUAGCAACAUUGUCUCAAUAUUAUCGCGUGGUCACAUGACUGUAUGAAACGAUCGGUCUUCCGGGCCUAACAUAGAGAACGUUAGAAAAAAUAAUAGAUGUUACCUUUGUCAAGGUCCAUCUGGUGCAAUUAUUUUAUUUUAUAAAAGGGAUUUUUAGGUCAUUUGACCCAUCUCAUACUGUAACUCAUACCUCUAAGCAACAGUUAUGAUUAGAAGAUAAAGAAAAGAGGAUGCUUAUGGCACGUACAGUGAGAUUUUGAUAUUGUUACAUCCCUAGUAUAUAGUUAUAUUAAUUUAAAUGCUUCGUUUAUUAUUAAUUGAUUAAUUUUUAUCAUCUCGUAAUAAUUAUGAGUUAAUUAUAUAUAAUUAUCAUCAAUAAAAUAUAAAAACGGCUAUCAGCAAAAGAUUUCCCUCUAACAUCUUAUUACUUUAAACUUAGAGGGUAUGACGUCACUUUCCCACGUGAACACGCCGGGACACGCCCCAUUGAGAGCAGGACAAUUCCCUUAAGUGGUAAAAUACGCAGCAAAAUGGGUCCUUUCAAUAGGAGAAACAAAGAAACCGGGACUAAAACACGCUAUUAUUUGCUGAAAUUAAAGGCAGUGGGACUCGACGGUGAUCCUUGCGACUUACAAAUGGAACCAGGUGUCCUUGGACACUGAUAUGUUGCGUUUCCUGAUAUUGUAAGUAGCCAUUUUGCUAAGUGUUUUGCCACUCAAGGGGGCGGUGUUUUGCCGCGUUCACAUGGGAAAGUGACGUCACAUGCAUACCCUAUUUUGGGUGAGAAACAAGGGUAGUGGCUUCUCUGCCUCAGAUGUCACCUUGCUCAGAGCUGAUUGGUCCAGUUUUGGUUUGGUUUGCGAUCUUUCACCCAGAAUAAAACCUGCUCCGGAGCAGGUUAGCCAUGUAGCGUAAGUUACCAUGGCGCCGAAACCCGCUCCAAACCAAUCCACCUUCUUGAGCCUGAAAACUCUAGAGUAUGCUCAAAUUAAACGUGAACUUUGGUAUAAACUGAAACUGGCUUUGUGCAAUAGGCCGGUGAUGGUUGACAAAACCAAACAACUUUUAUUUGACAAUAGGAGAAUAAUAUAAUUCCACUACCAUGAUAGUCACAAAACAAAUAAAACCACAUAUCUUUA
Triplophysa rosa is the source of this 6484-nucleotide messenger RNA. It is a transcript of the gene mboat2a, whose product is annotated as membrane bound O-acyltransferase domain containing 2a. The transcript is spliced from 13 exons. The record is from RefSeq and is a predicted model, not a curated record. Gene Ontology annotation, cellular component: membrane. The coding region runs from base 230 to 1744 and encodes 504 amino acids. NCBI's taxonomy places the organism in Eukaryota, Metazoa, Chordata, Actinopteri, Cypriniformes, Nemacheilidae. Gene Ontology annotation, molecular function: acyltransferase activity. Gene Ontology annotation, biological process: lipid modification.